AUGCUUUCUCUCCUAAUCUUGGUAGCUCAGACUCAGGCUAAAGAGCACCCAUUUCGAUCUAUCGUUAUUCUGUCGCUUCUGUUGCCAUUCUCGUACUUUGUGACCAACGAAUUUGUACGAAGAAAGGCCAGGAUACCAGGCUUCGACGGCCCGCCGGGAAAUCCAAUAUUCGGAAACAUCCCGGAUAUUAAGUACAACGCGGCAGAAAAGUACCGAGAGUGGUCAAAGACCUACGGAGACGUGUACCAGAUUCAGCUAGGAAACAUUCCUGUUAUUGUAUGUAACUCAGCUGAAGCAUGCCGUGUGAUAUUCGGUCAUUUCUCGCAAGCUCUCAGCUCGAGGCCAGUCUUCUACACCUUUCACAAGGUACUCUCCAAUACUGCAGGAACCACCAUCGGAACGUCACCAUUCAGCGAAAGUCUCAAACGACGCCGUAAAGGUGCCGCAUCUGCAUUGAAUAAGCCUUCCGUCGCCAGUUACAUCAACCAUCUAGAUGUAGAGACUCUAGCAUUCAUCAAGGAGGGCUUGGAAUAUGGAGCAACAGGUACACAGUCUGUGGAUCCAAUGCCUAUGAUACAGCGGUUGAGUUUGAGUCUGGCCCUAACUCUCAACUGGGGUACCCGUAUGGGUAGCAGAGAUGAUCCGCUAUUCCAUGAGAUCACGGAAGUUGAAGAGGAGAUCUCAAAGUUUCGCAGCACCAGUGGAAACCUGCAAGAUUACGUUCCUUUCCUUCGUCUGAACCCAUUCAGCGUUGGCUCAAAGAGAGCAAGAGAGAUGAGACAACGCCGAGAUGUUUACCUGACCAAGUUGAAUAAAGACCUAGACGACCGCAUGGAGAAGGGUACACACAAGCCUUGCAUCCAGGCCAAUAUCAUACAAGACAAGGAAGCGAAACUGAACAAGGAGGAGCUCACAAGUAUCAGCUUGACUAUGCUCAGUGGAGGACUCGAUACUGUAACAACACUGGUGACAUGGAGCAUCGCGCUCCUCGGACAAAGACCAGACGUGCAAGAAAAGGCAGUGAGAGAGAUCCGAAAAAUGUUCAGCGAGGACAACAUACUUUGCGACCCAGAAGAUGACAUGAAGUGCGAGUAUGUGAUGGCUUUGGUGAAGGAAUGUUUAAGAUAUUACACCGUACUCCGCUUGGCUCUGCCUCGGGCCACAGUCAAGGAUAUCACAUAUCAAGGCAACCUCAUUCCGGCAGGCACGACGGUAUAUCUGAAUGCUUGGGCCUGUAAUAUGGACCCGAAGGUGUGGAAGGAUCCGGAUGUCUUCAGGCCAGAAAGAUGGAUUGAACAGCCAGAUGCGCCUCUUUUCACAUACGGUGUAGGAUAUCGAAUGUGUGCUGGGAGCUUACUCGCAAACCGAGAGUUAUACCUUGUGUUUAUGAGAAUGCUGAGCUGCUUCGAGAUCGAGAAAGGGACAGAUGUGGAAACACACCCAGUCAAGGGUAGUUCUGAUCCAACGAGCCUGGUUACGUUGCCGCAUCGCUACGAAGUCAAGUUCAGACCAAGAAACCAGGCAAAACUCAGAGAUCAAGUGCAGGCUAGGGAGAAGGUGCUGGGCGAAUGUUGA
Aureobasidium subglaciale EXF-2481 is the source of this 1575-nucleotide messenger RNA. RefSeq lists its product as uncharacterized. The record is from RefSeq and is a predicted model, not a curated record. The coding region runs from base 1 to 1575 and encodes 524 amino acids. The transcript has 7 exons. Gene Ontology annotation, molecular function: heme binding; oxidoreductase activity, acting on paired donors, with incorporation or reduction of molecular oxygen; iron ion binding. NCBI's taxonomy places the organism in Eukaryota, Fungi, Ascomycota, Dothideomycetes, Dothideales, Saccotheciaceae.